Molecule: messenger RNA, 366 nt
Organism: Paramuricea clavata
Lineage: Eukaryota; Metazoa; Cnidaria; Anthozoa; Malacalcyonacea; Plexauridae
Source: the annotation of a GenBank genome assembly
AUGCCAGAAUUUGCGGCGAGCAUUUUAAAAACGGUAGACAUGAGUUUCCAAAUGAAUUGCCUUUAUGGCAGUUUCCACCAGAAAAUCACUGUAAAAAGAGGAAAGCUCCUACUGUUCGAGGGCCUAUUCCUAAACCUAAGCCAAGAAAAUUUUAAGACAUAUAAAGAAAGAUUACUGAAAAAGAGGUUGGAGAAAAACCAAGUUGAUUUUGAUAAUUUGAAAGAGCAAUUACAUGACCUGGAAGAAAAAUUAGCCGGUGAAAAAGACAAAGAAAAAGAAAUGAACGAGAAAUUAAGAAAAUAUGUACAUGAAAGUGAAGUUUUGCAAAAUAAACUUAACAGCAGUUUGGCUAUGAGAAAUUCAUAA